Hemibagrus wyckioides is the source of this 4281-nucleotide messenger RNA. RefSeq names its product F-box and WD repeat domain containing 2 (gene fbxw2). Gene Ontology annotation, molecular function: protein binding. NCBI's taxonomy places the organism in Eukaryota, Metazoa, Chordata, Actinopteri, Siluriformes, Bagridae. The transcript is spliced from 7 exons. The record is from RefSeq and is a predicted model, not a curated record. The coding region runs from base 460 to 1827 and encodes 455 amino acids.
CUUCCUUCCGCUCGUGUUCAGCCCGCUCUGAGACUGCUAGCGGACUCUCCACUCUUUAUAGAUUAGCAGGGUAGUUCAUUUUACCGCUGCGGAGUAGGGGGUGUGUUUGAUUGUUUUAUGGUUAUGUCAGUGAAAGGAUUGUAUAUUAACGUGGUUAUAUAAUUUAUCAGGUCUUAAUCGUUUUUUAGUUCCGUUAAUACUUAACAUGGUAGCUGUAAUAAGCUGUCAUGCUAGCCAAAUAUAUAAGGGUUGUAGCUAGUUAGCCAUGCUAGGCUAGGUAAGCUUGGACAUCUAGUCAUGUCACAUCAGUAACACAACGUUAGUCGUUAAGUACAGAAGUAUCAGCUCUUUUACUAGCACUGGUUAACUAGAUAAAGUGUUUCUACCAGCUGGUUAGCUAGCUAGCAACAUCACUAACAAUUGGAUUCUUCUGGAAAUGGUUGUCGCCCUCAUGUGCACAUGGAGAAGGAGGCCUUUGAGGGAUGGCUGGAGUCGGUCUCCACCUCCUUCUUGGCACUGAAUGACCAGCAACGCAAUCAGCUGCUGGACCACCUGAUCUCUCUGAGUGGCGCUGCUCAACUCCGCCACCUUUCCAAUGGACUGGAGACACUACUGAAGCGUGACUUCCUGCGCCUUCUACCCCUGGAGCUGGCCUUCUACCUGUUGCGUUGGCUUGACCCUCAGACGCUGCUGACUUGCUGCCUGGUGUGCAAGCAAUGGAACAAAGUAGUCAACGCCUGCACCGAAGUGUGGCAAGGCGUGUGCAGGGACCUGGGCUGGCGAAUUGACGACUCCAUCCAGGAGGCUGGCCACUGGAAACGCGUCUACCUUAAGGCCAAGCAUCGCAUGAAACAGCUGCGAGAGGAGGAUGCAUUCGAGACAAGCUCCUUGAUUGGGCACAGUGCUCGGGUGUACGCCUUGUACUACAAAGAUGGCCUCCUCUGCACAGGCUCUGAUGACCUGUCAGCCAAACUGUGGGAUGUCCGCACUGGCCAGUGUAUCUACGGCAUCCAGACACACACCUGUGCUACUGUGAAGUUUGAUGAGCAAAAACUAGUGACUGGGUCUUUUGACAACACCAUUGCAUGCUGGGAGUGGAGUACAGGUGCCAAAAUCCAGCAGUUCCGUGGACACACUGGUGCAGUGUUCAGCGUCGACUACAAUGAUGAGCUGGACACGCUGGUCAGCGGUUCUGCAGACUUUACUGUCAAAGUGUGGGCCCUGUCAGCCGGAGCAUGUCUCAACACACUCACUGGGCACACAGAGUGGGUCACUAAGGUACUCCUGCAGAAAAGUCAAGUGGAGUCCAUGAUGCACAGCCCUGGUGACUACAUCUUACUGAGCUCAGAUAAAUAUGAAAUCAAGGUGUGGCCUAUAGGGCGAGAGAUCAACUGUAAGUGCUUGAAGACUCUGUCUGUGUCUGAGGAUCGCAGUGUGUGUCUGCAGCCCCGUCUACAGUUUGACGGACGCUACAUUGUUUGCAGUUCAGACCUUGGCGUCUACCAGUGGGACUUUGCCAGCUUUGAUGUGCUAAGAGUUAUCAAACCACAGCAAGACCCAGCCAGUCCCUCCCUUCUCAGCUUUGGUGAGGUGUUUGCUCUGCUGUUUGACAACCAUCACUUGUAUGUAAUGGACCUGAGGACUGAAGCCAUCACAGGGCGCUGGCCGCUGCCAGCCUACCGCAAAUCCAAAAGAGGCUCCAGUUUCCUGCCAGGCAUCACAUCAUGGCUCAAUGGCUUUGAUGGCAAGAACGAUGCAGGCCUGGUGUUCGCCACCAGCAUGCCUGACCAUAGCAUUCAUCUGGUUCUGUGGAAGGAGAACGGCUAAACAGAGAAACGAGCAUGAGCCAGCUUUAUUGACAACAGGGACGCUACACAAAAAAGGGUGCUCUUGAUUUCAAAAACCUGCAGCUUAGAUAUUGCAUGGACCAAAGUCUUUAUUUCCUCUUCUCAGUUUCUGCUCUUGGCUAUUAGUUUUAAAAACAAACUGGGUUUUUUUUUUUUCUUCAGUUGGUCAAGUAAAAAAUGUUCUUGCACAUUCUGACAUGUCUUCUGAAGUGUGGUGUUCGGAUAUAACACGGAUAGCAGGUGAAUCCUUGAAGAAGAUGCUCGUUGGGUUGAACCUCUUUUUGCCCUGAUUGUUAUUCAAAAGUAAAAGCAACUGUAAAUCGAGCACUUAACUGAACAGUAACGUCCUGCUGCAGCACAAUCAUCCAAAUUCAUGAAAACAUGAACUUCUAAAAUCAUUUGUCUUUGUGUUUUUUUUUUGUUUUGUUUUGUUUUGUUUUUUAACCCAAAGUUGAUGGAUCUAAAUUUGUUUUCACAAUACAGGAUAAGAAGAUUGCCUUAAUUUCUUGCUUUCCUUUUAAGAAGGAAGAAUUUUGUAGAUGGCCAUGCCCAUGCACUGUGGCAUGUCACGCGUGUGGUAUUUCUUAUGGGAUAAAUUGCGACUGUUUCGGUUGGUUUGUAUGUCAGCCAUUAUGUUUUACUAAUAUUGACCCUUCAGCUUUCACUUGAAAUUAGUCAUGUGCCUUUUUCCUUUUAACACUUUAAUACCUGCAGGUAUGUUAUGAAAGUUGUUGAAGUUCAUUAGUACAAUCUUUACUGGAACAAGUUCAGUAUGAAAGGUAUAUUUAUUUUUAACUUUUUCAUUAUUUUUAACCCAAAAUAAUCACUACCACAGUAUGUACUCCUUACCGUUCUGCAGAAGCUUUCACUUAAAAAUGCUCCAUGUGAAUCUCAAUGUUUUUUUUUCUUCUUUUUUUUAAAUAAAAAGACUAAUCAACAUCAUUAGAAGGUUAAUGUUAUUUUAAACAGAAUGCUUUAGUUCUACAGGACCCAUAGAUGUACAAAGAAAUUUUCACUUUUUUAACUUGUAUCAAAGUUCAUGGACAAACAUUAACCUAAAACACUUCUGUCUUUUGAUAGCUGUUCUCUAGUCAGGCUUGAUAGUUGGUUUCAGUAGUGCUAGUCUUCUUAGAACAUCAGGGGAAGCCUUUUUUGCUUUUAGGGCAUUACCAGUGGAACCUUGGCUAUAACCUUCACAUUGCAUGGUUUAUCACAUCACGUCUUUAAAAAUAUAGACCUCACUGUAACAUUCAACCAGGCCACUGUAGACCAUAAUGCCAUCAAUUCACAAUUAGCACAUUUUCUGGUUUGUUGGUUGUAUAUAUAAUAUGCCGUCUUUCAAAUAAAUGAAAAUAGCUAAAAGAAGAAGCUGUUUUGUUUUUUUUCCUCCUCACACAAUGAAUGCUGAAUAUACAGUGACUAAAAUGGGAGUAUUUUCCAUCUGAGCUCAAGUCUGUGAAAUCUGUGUUUUAUGUGCAGAAUUUCUAUUAACCUGCCAGUUUUUGUUUGUGAAACAAGGGCUGGGUUUUAAAUGGCACACUUGAUUCCCCAUAUUCCUGCUAAUAAUAAACUAAAAAUUAGCAUUGUUUCACUACAGAAUUGUUAUAAAUUUAGUUUUUGUACAGUGCAUACAGUUUGUUGUGCAAAAUGUAUUGUAACUUAUUGUGAUUAAAGCCAGAGAUUAUUCACAAAACACUGUAAAAGAUGAAAAACCACUUUAGCUUUCAUUUGUAAAGAAGCGUUCAGUGUAAAUACAGCAAUGGUAUAACUAGCAGAAAUAAUACAUUUUCAGGUUCUUAUCAAUUUUGCAUGUCUUUAGAGUGGAGGAGGAAACCUGAGUGCCUGGUGGAAACACCUGAGGAGCAGGGAGAACAUGCAAACUCCACACACAUGCUAUUUUCAUUUUAAUGUGGCACUGGAGGAUUAAAAUACACAGGGUCAUGCUGCUAUUAGAAAAUGUUCAGAUUUAGGAAGGUAACUAAUCAUACCUCCACUUUGUUAAUCAUUUAGCUUUAACACACCCAGUGUGUUUUAUUCUUUACAUGGCAUAAGAUUGAAAGUAACAAGCUCUGCAUCUGUUGCUAAUAGCUAGCAGGUAAGGUUUGCUUUGUCCCACAAGUGGCAAAUACCCUCAGAAAUAAAACCUGGCUAAUCCAUUCCAUAUUAAAAUGGCCAGAAGUUUGAGGGUUCAUAACACUGUGGCACCUGAAAGCUUCUGAUGCCAGCAUUUAACUACUACAUUUAAAACUCUACAUUUAUAGAAUUUAUAGUAUCUUCAUAAAGUCCAAAUGUAAAAAUUCCUGUUAUUUAGUGGCAUCACCCCCACUGUCUGCUGCCACACAACACACUGAGCACCUUACUUAUGUCUAAUCUGUAUAUACUGUAUCUUUUUAUUUAUUUUUUAUUGGAUUUUUAUCAUUUUCAUUCUUUUUGU